Gregarina niphandrodes is the source of this 243-nucleotide messenger RNA. Its product is annotated as pol polyprotein. The transcript has a single exon. The record is from RefSeq and is a predicted model, not a curated record. Lineage: Eukaryota; Apicomplexa; Conoidasida; Eugregarinorida; Gregarinidae. The coding region runs from base 1 to 243 and encodes 80 amino acids.
AUGAACUCAGGAUUCUGGAAUGUGCCGAUAGCGCAGGAGAGCAAGCAUCUCACCGCGUUCGCCACACCGUUUGGACUGUUCGAGUUCAAAGUCAUGCCCUUCGGGAUCAAGAGCUCACCGGCGGAGUUUCAGCGCGCGGUGGACAUGGUGUUCGAGGAGGUGCUGGACGAUCCCACUCCGUGUUACAUCGAUGAUACUUCUACCUCAGGCGAGAUAAGAGCGAGUGGCUCGGGCCCGAAGUAA